This is a messenger RNA of Monoraphidium neglectum, 603 nucleotides long. Its product is annotated as Calcium/calmodulin-dependent protein kinase type 1D. The transcript has 7 exons. Gene Ontology annotation, cellular component: cytoplasm; nucleus. Gene Ontology annotation, biological process: peptidyl-serine phosphorylation; intracellular signal transduction; protein autophosphorylation. The record is from RefSeq and is a predicted model, not a curated record. NCBI's taxonomy places the organism in Eukaryota, Viridiplantae, Chlorophyta, Chlorophyceae, Sphaeropleales, Selenastraceae. The coding region runs from base 1 to 603 and encodes 200 amino acids. Gene Ontology annotation, molecular function: calcium-dependent protein serine/threonine kinase activity; calcium/calmodulin-dependent protein kinase activity; ATP binding.
AUGGCCGACAGCGCCAUGGCCGACGGCGCAGAGGCGAGUCACGACAUCUCCCACCACCGCUCCAGCGUCGCCAUCCUGCCAUUCCCCGCGCGCGGCGGCGACGCGCCCGGUCAACUCGAGUUGACCAACCCCCUCCUUGGCCAGUCCAAGGCCACGGACGUGACCGAGCGGUUCGCGCUGAAAGGCGUCCUGGGCCGUGGCGCGUUUGCGACGACGCGACUGUGUGUGGACAAGGGCAGCGGCAAGGAGUUUGCGUGCAAGAGCAUCCAUAAGAAGCGGCUGGAGGGGCUCACCAAAGACUGGACAGACGUCAGGAGGGAGAUGCAGGUGAUGUACCACCUGGCAGGCCACCCCAGCAUGCCCCAGAUCCAGUAUGCGUGCGAGGACCAAAACUACGUCCACAUAGUGAGCCAUGUGUCGCACUGGCCGCUGUAUGGUGACACAGAGACGGUGAUGGAGCUGUGCAGUGGCGGCGAGCUGGUGGACCGCAUCAUAGACAAGGGCAAGUACACCGAGCGUGACGCCGCGGCCAUCAUGCGCACGGUGCUCGACCUCGUGGCAUAUGCCCACGAGCUGGGCUGCGUCCACCGCGAUAUCAAGUAA